Messenger RNA from Dentiscutata erythropus, 699 nucleotides. The record is from the annotation of a GenBank genome assembly. NCBI's taxonomy places the organism in Eukaryota, Fungi, Glomeromycota, Glomeromycetes, Diversisporales, Gigasporaceae.
GAUAAAGAAAUUACAGAGACGGAAGAUCAAUCGUAUAAUUCUACAAUUGAUACAAUUGAUGUAAAUGAAAGCAUAAUAGAUGAUUUCACAGAACAAACUUCCAAUCAGAAUACAUUACAGGAACAAGAAGUUUCAUCACAAACACAAACAUAUACUUAUCGGGACAUUCAAUUAAUGUCAGAUGCUAUAUCCAAAUUUGAGAAACUUUUUUCUAAAUGCAUAUUCUAUUUAUCCCGAGAGGUUCCCAAGUAUUCAUUGGAAUUUGUUAUUCGAUCAUUUGGCGGGUUGGUCGGUUGGGACGAUACGGUUGAGAUAGGAUCUCCUUUCAAAGAGGAUGAUGAACGGAUCACUCAUCACAUCAUAGAUCGUCCAAUUACUAAAGAAUUAAUACCUACACGUGUUUACAUUCAACCGCAAUGGGUUUAUGACUGCAUUAACGCAAAGAACUUAUUAAAUACAAAACCCUAUCAACCCGGUAAAGCUUUGCCUCCUCAUCUAUCACCAUUUGUAGAAUAUGAGGAUGGUGAUUAUAUACCCGUAAAUGAUGCUGAAUUAGAAGGAAAUGAAGGAAAUGAAGAAAAUGAAGAAAAUGUAGAGCAAAAAAUUAAAAUUGAUAUAAAAAACGAAAACACGAGUGAGGGUGAGAAAGUCUUUGAUGAAGAUGAGGACACUAGUGAUGUUAAUGAUAUAAAUAAUGAG